UUCCUGCUUUCUGUUACGCUGACUCUCUUCAUUUCUGUACUGGAUUAAAAAAGGAUCAGAAAUCAGUGGAGAAUGAGGACAAACCCUUUCAAGGAAGAUUUCUGAGACAUUAAUUCCUGAACAGGCAGCAGAUUUUUGUGGUUUCAUUUUUAAACCGUCAUUCAGAAAGUAAAAGUAAGGUUGCUGGAGCUCAAACAAUGGAAAUGGCUUCACUAAAUGAUUCUGAAGAAGAACUUUCUUGUCCCGUGUGCUGUGAAAUCUUCAGGAAUCCUGUUCUUUUAUCAUGCAGUCACAGUGUGUGUAAAGAGUGUCUUCAGCAGUACUGGAGAACCAAGACAACUCAGGAGUGUCCUGUUUGCCGGAGAAGGUCUUCAAGAGAUGAUCCUCCAGUUAACCUUGUGUUAAAAAACUUUUGUGAGUUCCUGAAGGAGAGAAAUGAGAGAUGCUCAUCAGCAUCUGAGGAGAUCUGCAGUUUACACAGUGAGAAACUCAAACUCUUCUGUCUGGAGGACAAACAGCCUGUGUGUGUGAUGUGUGUUACUUUACAACAACACGACAAUCACAAAUUCAGACCCAUCAGUGAAGUGGCUUCAUCAUACAAGGAGGAGCUCAAUACAGCACUGAAGUCUUUACAGGAGAAACUGAAACACAAUGAAGAAAUGAAAGUUAAGUUUGAGAAAACAGUUCAACACAUCAAGUCUCGAGCUGAUCACACAGAGCGUCAGGUUAAACAUGAGUUUGAGAAGCUUCAUCAGUUUCUCCGAGAUGAAGAGGAAGCUACAAUCACUGCACUGAGAGAGGAAGAGGAGCAGAAGAAGCAGAUGAUGAAGGAGAAGCUGGAGGAGAUGAACACACACAUCUCAGCUCUUUCACACACGAUCAAAGACACGGAGGAGAUGCUGAAAGCCAAUGACGUCUGCUUUCUAAAGGAGUUUCCAGUCUCGAUGGAAAGAGUCCAGAUCUCACAGCCGGAUCCACAGACGCCUUCUGGAGCUCUGAUUCAUGUGUCUCGCUACUUGGGGAACCUGACAUACAGAGUCUGGAAGAAGAUGCAGGACAUCGUCCACUACACUCCUGUGAUUCUGGAUUCAAACACUGCUCAUCCACGUCUCGUCCUGUCUGAUGAUCUGACCAGUGUGAAAUACAGUGGAAAGGAUCAACCUGUUCCUGAUAAUCCAGAGAGAUUUGACUGUUAUUCCUGCAUUCUGGGUUCAGAGGGUUUUACCUCAGGAAAACACUGCUGGGAUGUGGAGGUCAAAGAGACUUUAUACUGGAGUCUUGGAGUAACUACAGCAUCAAACCAGAUCAAGGGUGGUGAUUUCUUUACCACUGGUAUCUGGAGUCUGGGGUAUGGUUGUACUGUAAGGUCUGGCUAUACUGUUAAACAGGAACUUGAGCGUGUGAGAGUUGAUCUGGACUGUGACAGAGGAACAGUGUCUUUCUCUGAUCCUCUUACAAACACACAUCUACACACAUUCACAACCACCUUCACUGAAUCUGUCUUUCCUUUCUUCUAUUGUGGUUUGUUUUCUUCUCUGAGGAUCUUACCGUUGAGUAGUCAGUCAAAGUUACACCUGUAGGUUUGAAUCUUCUUUUAUAUAUAAUCCACAUUACAUGAGUGAGAGUGUUGUUGAUCUGUGAUUGGUCCAGCACUGCAGACACACUGACAUUGUCAAAUCACUUUUAGACAACAGAUCAAUAAACAAGAAGCCAAAGUAACAUUGUAUUUAUGUAAAAAGAAAAAAUAUCAAGAAUAAUUUUAUGUCUUUGCAUAACCAUGUCUGUAAGAGUUAAACCUGAUUCUGCCUCUUCAAAUGAUUGAUAAUGU
Messenger RNA from Danio rerio (zebrafish), 1828 nucleotides. NCBI's taxonomy places the organism in Eukaryota, Metazoa, Chordata, Actinopteri, Cypriniformes, Danionidae. The record is from RefSeq.